Molecule: messenger RNA, 1509 nt
Organism: Linnemannia hyalina
Lineage: Eukaryota; Fungi; Mortierellomycota; Mortierellomycetes; Mortierellales; Mortierellaceae
Source: the annotation of a GenBank genome assembly
AUGCUUCGCCUGGCCUCCAGCAAGACCCCCCUCGCACAGAUCGCCACUCGCCAUGUGCGCACUCUCCGUGCCCCUGCCUUCACCUCCAUGCCCAGACUCUACUCUACUGCCACUGAGGAGUUGGACUUGCUCGUCAUCGGAGGAGGCCCUGGAGGAUAUGUCGCUGCCAUCAAGGCUGCCCAGCUCGGUCUCAAGACUGCCUGUGUUGAGAAGCGCGGCGCUCUCGGCGGUACCUGCUUGAACGUCGGAUGCAUUCCCUCCAAGGCCAUGUUGAACAACUCUCACAUCUACCACCAGACCCAGCACGACCUCAAGGCGCGCGUCGGCAGCGUUGCAUUGAACCUCCCCGUCAUGUUGAAGGCAAAGGCGACCGCCGUCACUGGCUUGACCAAAGGUAUCGAGGGCUUGUUCAAGAAGAACAAGGUCGCCUACCACAAGGGAACUGGAAAGUUCCUGAACGCCAACGAGAUCGAGGUCACCGGCAACGAUGGCACCGUCUCGACCUUGAAGGCCAAGAACAUUUUGAUCGCCACUGGAUCCGUCCCCUCGGGCUUCCCAGGAAUUGAGAUUGAUGAGAAGAAGAUUGUCACUUCGACCGGUGCUUUGGAUCUCCAGGAGGUCCCUAAGAAGAUGGUCGUCAUUGGUGCUGGCGUCAUUGGCCUCGAGUUGGGAUCUGUCUGGCAGCGUCUCGGAGCCGAGGUCACCGUUGUUGAGUACCUCGGCGCCGUCGGCGCCGGCAUGGACAGUGACAUGGCUAAGGCUUUCCACCGCACUCUCUCCAAGCAGGGCUUCAAGUUCAAGUUGAGCACCAAGGUUAUCGGAACCGAGCAGCUUGCUGACGGCCGUGUCGGUGUCAAAGUCGAGGCUGCCAAGGGUGGCAAUGCCGAGACUUUGGAGGCUGAUGUUGUCUUGGUUUCGAUCGGUCGCAAGCCCUACACUGAGGGCCUCGGACUCGAGAACGUCGGCAUCCAGGUCGAUGAGCGUGGACGUAUCCCCAUCGACUCGGAGUUCCGUACCUCUGUUCCCAACAUUCGCUGCAUUGGAGAUGUCACCUACGGAGCCAUGUUGGCACACAAGGCUGAAGAGGAGGGUAUUGCCGCUGUCGAGUACAUUAACGGAGGCCACGGCCACGUCAACUACGACGUUAUCCCCUCGGUCAUCUACACUCAUCCCGAGGUCGCCUGGUGCGGAAAGUCUGAGGAUGAGGUUAAGAAGUCUGGCGUCGCCUAUAACAUCGGCACCUUCCCCUUUGCCGCCAACUCCCGCGCCCGCACCAACGCUGAUUUUGAGGGUAUGGUCAAGAUGAUCUCCGACAAGGAGACUGACCGUAUUCUCGGAAUCCACAUCAUGGGACCCAACGCCGGAGAGAUGAUUGCUGAGGGUGUCUUGGCCAUGGAGUAUGGCGCAUCGUCCGAGGAUAUUGCCCGCACUUGCCACGCCCACCCUACCCUCUCUGAGGCUUUCAAGGAGGCUGCCAUGGCCACCCAUGACAAGCCCAUCCACUUUUAA